Messenger RNA from Lycium barbarum (goji berry), 405 nucleotides. RefSeq lists its product as uncharacterized. Lineage: Eukaryota; Viridiplantae; Streptophyta; Magnoliopsida; Solanales; Solanaceae. The record is from RefSeq and is a predicted model, not a curated record. The coding region runs from base 1 to 405 and encodes 134 amino acids. The transcript has a single exon.
AUGAAGAAAAAACAGGAACCUCAUCAAGAUGAACAACAUGAUAUUGAAAUCCUCAAGGCUGUUGCACAAGCCUGGCAUGGCCACUCCAGCAGCCGUAGAACAACAGCCGAGUUCGACGCGCACCGCCACAAUUUCAAGAAUAAGCCAUCAAGAUUCAAGCUUGAAGCUAUGAACAGGACAACUGAUGGUGGCACAGGCAAAUGGGAUUUCAACCAAUCACUUUGGGAUUCUUAUGAGAUUCUCAAUGUGUCUAAAAAGUUAGAAGCUGGGCUAGUGCUAGACCAUCCAUUGGAUGAACCAAUCCGAAUUGGACAGAAACGGAAAGAGAGUAAGAAUAGCUUAAGAAAUUUGCUCAAUAGUGUGUCUUCAAGAAGAUAUAACGAACCUAAUUUAGACACCAGAUAA